AUGGCUUCAAAUUGUCAGCGUUUCCUAUCACCAGAAGCUAGCCGUGUUACUAGGGAGAAACGCGGCCAAGUUCUUGGUCAUAGAAGUGGAUUCCGUGGUUGUACUAUUUGGUUAACAGGACUAUCUGGUGCUGGUAAAACCACCUUGAGUUAUACUUUAGAAGCUUAUUUAUGCAAUAAAGGGAUACCAGCAUUUUCACUGGAUGGUGAUAAUAUUCGUACUGGCCUUGCUAAAGAUUUAGCCUUCUCUGAAGCUGAUCGAACUGAAAAUAUACGUCGAAUUGGAGAAGUCGCAAAAUUAUUCGCUGAUGCGGGAAUCGUCACAAUCGCUAGUGCUAUUAGUCCAUAUCAAGCAGAUCGACUUACUGUACGACAGUUACACCAACGAAGUGGCCUAAACUUUUUCGAAUGCUAUGUCAGUACAUCAUUAGAAGUAUGCGAAAAGCGAGACACCAAAGGCCUCUACAAGAAAGCCAGGGAAGGCGUUAUCAAAGAUUUUACGGGCAUAGAUUCACCUUAUGAAAUACCUAUCAAUCCUGAUAUUGUUUUAAAAGCGGGAGAGUGGUCAGUUCAACAAUGCGUUGAUAUAAUUAUCAAUUUUUUAGAGGCAAAGAACAUUAUACCAUUCUCUGCACUAAAUAUGGUACGAGAGCUUUUUGUGCAGCCAGAUCAAGUAGAAGAAAUGAAACAAAUAGCAAGGAAAUUGCCUAAAUUAAACAUUACCAAACUCGAUUUACAGUGGGUUCAAGUUUUGUCUGAAGGUUGGGCAUCUCCUCUUAAGGGAUUUAUGAAUGAGAAAGAGUAUUUACAAGCCUUACAUUUUGGAAUUUUAUUAGAUGGUGGUGUAUCUAACCAAUCAAUACCAAUUGUUUUGCCUGUACACGAUGAUAACAAGCAACGGUUACAAAAUGAAGAGCGAUUUACCUUAAUAUAUGACAAUCGACCUGUCGCAAUAGUAUCUAAACCUGAAUUUUUUGAACACCGUAUUGAAGAACGGUGCUGUCGACAGUUUGGAACAUACUCUUCCGAACAUCCCUAUGUAAAGUUAAUCAUCGAUUCAGGGAAUUGGCUAGUAGGUGGUGAAUUGCAAGUAUUGGAGAGAAUUUGCUGGCAUGAUGGACUUGAUCAGUUUCGCCUAACGCCAAUGGAAUUAAGGAGGAAAUUCUAUGAACUAGAUGCUGAUGCUGCUUUUGCCUUCCAACUUCGAAACCCUCUUCAUAACGGUCAUGCUUUACUAAUUUCUGAUACCAAGAGACAAUUGGUGGAACGUGGAUUCAAACACCCUGUAUUAUUACUACAUCCAAUCGGCGGAAUUACCAAGCCAGAUGACGUUCCAUUGGAAGUCAGAAUUAAGCAACAUUUAGCCGUAAUUGAAGACGGUAUUCUUGAUCAAAGUUCGACAAUCUUAGCGAUCUUUCCUUCUCCAAUGAUGUAUGCAGGACCAACGGAAGUUCAAUGGCAUGCAAAAGCAAGGAUAGCGGCUGGAGUUAAUUUCUAUAUUGUUGGUAGAGAUCCAGCAGGUAUCCCUCAUCCAGUUACCGGGAAAGAUUUAUAUCAUACAACGCAUGGUAGUAAGGUAUUACAGAUGGCUCCUGGAUUAACUCAACUAGAAAUUAUUCCAUUUCGAGUAGCUGCUUAUAAUAAAAUCAAGAGAAAGAUGGAUUUUUAUAAGCCCGAUCAUGCUGACGAUUACAAUUUCAUCUCUGGAACUAAAAUGAGACAAUUAGCUCGGGCUGGUAAUAAACUACCUGAUGGAUUCAUGAGUGAAAAAGCAUGGAAAAUUUUAUUGAGACAUUACACAUCUAGUAAUCAGACUCAGUAA
Trichoplax adhaerens is the source of this 1821-nucleotide messenger RNA. RefSeq lists its product as uncharacterized. Bases 1 to 1821 code for a protein of 606 amino acids. The transcript has 10 exons. The record is from RefSeq and is a predicted model, not a curated record. NCBI's taxonomy places the organism in Eukaryota, Metazoa, Placozoa, Uniplacotomia, Trichoplacea, Trichoplacidae. Gene Ontology annotation, biological process: sulfate assimilation; 3'-phosphoadenosine 5'-phosphosulfate biosynthetic process. Gene Ontology annotation, molecular function: adenylylsulfate kinase activity; sulfate adenylyltransferase (ATP) activity; ATP binding.